This is a messenger RNA of Porites lobata, 10055 nucleotides long. The record is from the annotation of a GenBank genome assembly. NCBI's taxonomy places the organism in Eukaryota, Metazoa, Cnidaria, Anthozoa, Scleractinia, Poritidae.
AUGGCGGCCCUGUUUAUGCGAACGGUGUUUCAAAGACAGGUCGGAUUUGUUCGGCGAGGAAUAUUUGGUGAGUAUCAAAACUUGAGCCCAGUGAAUUUAACUCCUUUCUUGCCAAAACAGAUAGGAAAGCCGUUGUUAAAAUGCUAUCGCUUCUGGAUAUGGGAGAUACCUGCAUAUAAGACUACGAUAAGCUCAUUUGCAACUUCUAGAUCUUGUCGGAUGAUUUUGGACGGUCGGGUGGUAAGAAAAAGAGAUGAAAAUGUACAGUGAUUGGGCAGGGUGUAUUUCAAAGUUAACUUGGGAGAUACUAAGAUCUAACUAACAGUGUUGCGAUCAUAGGAGUGUCUAACAGAUGGAUACAGCAGUCAUCUUACUGCCUCUCAGAUGAGCAAGACAAGACCGAUCCAGGGUAGGGAUUAGUGUGCAAGUUAAGAGAGAAUGUCCUUGAGGCUAAUAGAGGUGCACUCUUACUGUUACUGAAUUUUUCUCAACUAAAUGCUCUUCGUUGAGUAAACGGUGGGUGUUAAUAAGAGAGGACAAUAAAAAAAAAAAAAAACGAGUGAAAUAGCCGCUUCAUUUAGUGGAGUACAGUACCGUUCGAAAGUAAGUUGACAGUCUCGACUUAAGUCUCAAGACUCGAUUCUUGCAUCUAGAAGCUCGAACGAAUCAAGUUUCGAGAUGCUAAAUGCUAACAUGCAUAUGUCAUGUGUAAUUUGAAACCUCUUGCUUUAACUUAACAUGCAAUUCGCAGCAUUUUCCAAAACACAUACAACAGGGACCAAAAAUUUCUAAAGGCAAAAGUCAUGAUUACUGAAGGUUUCUGCAAGACUAUUUCAUUCGAGGUCAUUUUUAGAGGAGAAACUUAAACUGCGUUUCGAUCCGAUCAGCGGAAGAAUUACAAGACAUUUGUACUUGUUUGUUUUUUACUUUUUAAAAAAGCGCAGAAUGAACAGGAAUUUUGUUGGCUGUUUAACUCGCCCAUUAAACGAGGGGAUUCGUUUCUAAAGUGCAAAUUUUGUUUCAUCACGAAAGAAAGCAAGGUUUGCAAAGCCGUUUGUCGCAGUCUGCAACGUGUACUUCUCAAUCCUUUAAAAAAGAGUGUGGUCAGUUUGCUGAACAUCUAACACAUGAAAUUUUCAGAAUUUUACCUGUGUUUUCAUAAUUCUUGUUAAAGUUGACAUUUUUCUUCUCUGACUCCCAUGAGAAAUGGUCCUUGGUGUUAUUACAGAUAACUAAUUAUAUCUGUAAGUAAAGCCAUUGAAAAAUGUAAAGAAGAAUGCGAUAUUGUUUAAAUUAUUCUGGUACAAGGUUUUUGUCCUCUGAAAAUUGAAAUUACUCAAUUGCCUGGUGGAUUCCGUCUUAAUAUUAAGGAUGUUACACUAUAUUCCUAGUCCUCAGGAAUCUGGUGCAGAGGCAUCUUCUGGUGAAAAACAUGAACAUAAUUACUUUGGUGAUGAUCAUGCAUUCUACAGUGCAGAAGAACAAGAUGCUGAAAUGCGAAAAAACAUACUCAGUGCUGCAAUGGAACAUGUUCCUGAGUUAGGUUGGAGUUCAGAGGCCAUUGAAGCUGGUGCCCAGUCAGUGGGACUUUCUGCAAUGGCAGAAGGGAUGUUUCCACGUGGUGCUGGUGAUUUGGUCCUGCAUUUUACAGAAGACUGCAAUGUUAGACUGGCUGAUUACCUUGUAUCACAAUCUAGAGUUGGCAAGGAGUCUGAAGAGGAUACUACUACAAGCCCAGUGUGAGUUUAACCCGCUAAUUAUAGUGUUAUAGCAAAAACAUAUGAUUGUUUAACAGUUGGCUUUAAUGGUGAGAUUUAAAGGUUUAAAAUCUAACAAAGGCCGAUUAGCGAUAACAAAAUUUUAACACAUUUCUUUUUCUGUUGUCGAUUUUCCCAUCUAAUCCAAUCAUAAAAUUGUAGGCAAAAAGAAUAAACCUGAUUUUGCUUCUCAAGCUUUCAUAUCUGAAAUCAAAUUUUGCACUAACCCCUGGGUUAACUUAACCCUGCUUUGAACAGCCCAGCCCUGGAGACUACCUCUUUUGCAGUAGGUUCCUUCCAACAUCAACCACGCCCUCUCCUCUCCACUCCUACCCCCACCCCAUGAACACAGUUGGACCCAGUCCACAACUUUUAACAUCGCUGUGUCUCAGGACAUUAGACUAAGCCUUACGUGAAGUACAGACUGUCAAAAUUUGCUUUUUUGACAAGAUAGUCUUUUGAGUGAUGAAACAUGUGAAAAAAAUUCCCGAAACCUUAUUAUGAUCAUAAUACGUUUUAAAUUUGAGGGGGGAUUGGGCUUAAUUCCAAACUAAAGCAGAGAAAAGCUAAAAAUUCAAUUUUGUCCAGGAGAUUUGUGAUUUAUCCAGGAGAGUGAGCACAUAUGUUGCAUGUUACAAUCAAGUUGAAAAAUUAGUAAUAGUAGACCUUUAUCAAUGUUAAUUGCUACUUUCAAAAGAAAGGCUCUUACAUGUACAGUGAAGCUACAAUAAUUUUGGUGACAAAACUAUUUUGAGGUACUUAGCCCUAAGGGGUCUUUCUAACGUUUUGCUAACUAAAAGAAGACAAAAAAUAAACCUUUGCCUUCCCCAUCCCCUCCAUGCAAUGAUGUGCCGCUGUUUGCCAAAAACACCUCAGCUUUGAAUGGAGGGGAGGGGGACGGGGGGUGGAUUGUUUUUUUCUCCAAAGUUACCCCAUUUUUGAAUGUCAACAAUUUUGUCAUCGUUUGUAUGCUAUUCCUGACAUGUGGAACAGUUUUAAUACUAGCAACAUCUGUUCAAGUGAAAAUUUAAGUACUUUUAAAUCUCACCUCAAGACUUGUCUUUUUCAUUGUUAGCAUGAGAAUUAUUAUCUUAAUUUACAGUCAUUUAUUAUUUAUUUAAUAAUGAUUUGGAAUGUUAAAUAUUUCACUUAAUUGUUUGGAAUGUUGUGUAAAGUGUCUAGAGCAGGAGUGGAUAAGUGCUGCAAUGUAUACAAAUUUUAUUAUUAUUAUUAUUAACUGAUAACUUGAAAAUUGAAUCUGUUAGUCAUGAAUUGCAGUGGCUGCUGAUUGUAUCAAAUUCGAGGGUUCUCCAGAUGCUCCAGUGACUGACAAAAAUCACUGUUUAGUCAUCACAGAAACUCUGGCUACUCACCAAAUUUCUUAUCACUUUGACUUCAUUGAAUGAGGCUUAGUAUGAUGUCAAGAAUUAUGCGAGUGAAUAAACUAUUGUCACUAAUUAUGAACAGUUGACAAUAAAAUAUUAUUGUUAAUUGUUUAAGUUUCUUUACAGGUUUAUUUGAUUGUAGAGGCUAAUAAAGUUUAUAUAAUUUUCUUUAGGCGUAAAAGCUCCCGGGUGAUAAUCCGUGAUGCUGUGGAAGUGCGGCUAAGGAUGCUAAUCCCUUAUAUUGGCCAGUGGCCUCAGGUAUACUGAAACUUUUCACCAAAUAACAACAACAAAAUACACUGUAAAUAGGAAGCUUGUAGAUUAAUACCAGCAAGUCAGUCAGUAUGCACAUGUAGUCAGUUAGCCUGUCAGUCAGUUAGUCCUUUCAGUCAUCACCAAUAGAUCAACUUGUCAGUCAGUUGGUGGAGUCAAUGCUCUAGUCAGUCCAGGCAACCCUAUUCAGUGGAAAUCAGUUUGUCAGAUAUUCAGGGAGUGAGGAUCUGCCAAACAGCAAGUCAAUCAACACUUUGUGAAGAACUCUGCAUCAGUCAGCAUCAGACAGCCUGUCAGUCAUUUAGUUUGCCAUUUAGUCAGUCAGUUGUUUAUUAGUCUUUGGGUCAUAAGCAGUGAUCGGAAAAAAAACUUGAAUUCCAGCUUGUCCUUUAGACAAGCAAGUCUCCAAUUUGUCUUGCCUGUGACAACUUCUUAGCCAUCUUAGGUAAUGAUUUUGUUAGAGGAUCACUUCCCUGGACCCUUGCCCAUUGGGCAAGUAAGCCUUUAAAGUUGCCUGCCCAGUGAGAAAAUCUACUUGUCCCUGACAACUGGACAGGACUUUUUUCUAGCCCUGAUAAGAGUCAGUCUCUUGAGUCAGUCAAUUAAUCAAUAAUGUAGAAAUGUGCUUGGAAACGCAACUGACAAUAUUGAAAAAUAAUCACAUUUCAAUGUGACGUUUUUUUUAAGGCCAUGGGUUUGAUGUUACUACCACACAAUGCUCCUGAUGCUGCAAAGAAUGUUGCAUACAUGGUGGAUGAAAUAUGGUACCAUGCAGGGGACACAUCAACAGAUGUAAGUUCCAAAAUUUUUGCUAAUGAAAUUGUUGGUCUUUUUAUAAAUAGGUUGGGAAUAAGCUUAUUGGUGACUCAUUAUGAGAUGGUGGGUCACUAAUCAAUGUAUUAAGGCUGUGCUCUAACCCACCUGGUGCACCAUGGAACCUAACUUUUGUUCCUGGGUGACUAGAAAGUCUUACUUUUUUGUAAUAGAAAUCAUAAACCGGGCAUCUAGGAUUUCACAUGUUUGUAGCUGGGCUCCCCUCAGUUUUUCUUAGAGCACAGCCUUGGUAUUGUUAUUAAUAGAUUACAUGUUUAUAGGACAAGUACAUUGUACAUUUUGAUUAGUAAAAGGACUCCACAGUCAGUAAUCAUUGAUUAGUAUACUGAUCAAAGUUUGAAAUUGAACUGUUGGAAACAAACUGAUUCCUUAAUAUUAAAAUUUUUAAUUUGAUUUCUAUUUUUGGGAAAAAUAAAGUGAUAUUUUAUUUGAAUUGGUUCUAUGAAAUUCGUUUGAAAAUUAAUGAUUUGAAUGACGUAAUAUACUGGUGAUGUUAUUAUUUGAUGACACUUUAUUUUAAAUAUUCUGUUCAUACUAUUAGAUUCAUUUGACUAUGGCCAACAUGUUAGAGAUUCUCGACUGGUAACAUAACAGACAUAACAAACAUUUGAAUCACCUUAGUUUGUAACUCAACAAGCAUGCACAGAGAAUUCAUGAAUUUGGCGGGGGACAUAUCGGGAAUGAGAUGGGUAGGGUGCCAGUGGGUUCUGUUUUUCCAAGGAGUAUAAUUUUGUUGAAUUAAAAAAUAAUAAUUAUUCGAGGGGCAUCCUGUUUUGAAAAACUGAUUGUUAGAGCAAGUGAAACAAGCAAGUUUGUGAGUCACUUUUCCUCUAAGGAAAGGUAGCUUUUGAUAUAAGAAAAUUAUUAAUUUAAUUUGUGAUGUUUAUCACAGUGUUUCUUGUAAUACCUUCUGAUCAUACACAGAUAAACUGGUACACAAAGAGAGGGGUGUUAGCAGCACUGUACGGUUCCACAGGUAGGUUAAAGAUAACUACUGGUACACUUGGACAAGUUUGUGUUUGUAAAUUUGGAGCCCUUACAAAGGUACAAAGGCAACUGAGAAUGCAACUGGAGCAUUUUUUGAAUUUGAUUUAUGCACACUAUAACUGCAUUGUAUACAUGGAGAGCUGUGAUCCAAUGAUACAUUAUAUAUAUUAGUAAAGAAUGGAAUAACUUGAAAAAUAUGAAAGGAAUAAAUAAAAACUAAUGGAAUUUGACUUCUAUGACAGUGCCUACAUUUUGUUUUAUAAUCAAAUCAAUAAUAUUAAAUUAAUGAUAGCAAAAUAAUUGUUAUACUUUAAUAGUUAUUUUGGUGUACAUGCUCUGGUUCAGUUUUAACCUUGGUUCAAAUUAUAUUUUAUGGUGAGAUGAAAAUAUAAUAAUAGAAAGUUGUUGCUCUUCAGGCAAGCUGUUGCUGAAGUUACACACCUGGAGCAGUCAUGUUGGCCCACCAGCCCCCCUUUCACUAACAUUAUUUUUACUUUGUAAGGUCAAUUUUGCUGGCUUUAUGAAUAACUCAAAAUAAUUAAAUUAUGCUAGUAUAGAGUGACAAGUCAAUCCAGUAGCCCAGGGCUGUUGGACAGCCUUUUGUUGUGCCCAUGAUUAAUUUUGCGGACAUGUUUGUGGAUGUACAUGUAUGGUAAUGAAUUCUCUGUUUUCUCAAAAAAUAAAAGUGCAAACCAUUCAAAGUUCAGAAUCUGGGAAAUAAAAGAAGAUAAAUAAACAAAAAGCCUUGCCAAAAAUCAGGCCUGUGCAAUAUUUCAUAUGUGAGAUAUUCGGAAAAUGUCUUACCCAAAUUUUUAGAGCUUUGUAUAGAGAUGCCAUGUUGGAGUCCCUGUGAGGGGUAGAAAUAUGGCUGCCGGAAACCAACGGAAACAUCUGACUUUGAGUUUCCCUACAAAUGCCUGGAUUCAUCAUGCAAGGAACUCAUAAAGGUUGAAGUAAAAUAUAUUUUGAGACAAUGAAUGUUUAGAUAGCACAAUCUCAAAAAAUCGGCAAUGUUUUUAACCCACAUAAGAACUUCCCUGGCCAUCAGCUAAUUACCGUGUCACACAAAAGCCUGGAAAUUCAAGCAUCCUCAAAUGCAAAACAAAAAACCCUUUCAAACCAAACAGUUGUAUAAAUGAGGGUGUUUAGCUGCUGUAAUAUCUCAGGAAAGUAGAAGCUCAGAAGAUCCGAUAAUCCUUAGUUUGAAUUUUGGUGAUGUCAUGUGAAAACCAACAAAUAAUGAGUCUAAAGUGAAGGAAAACAAAAUUAUUUAAACCAAGGAUAAAAUUGACCCAUGAUCAACAUACAAAUCAAGUAUUUAAAAUUAAUUCUCUCUUAAAUUUCAGAAUUGUACAUGGUCAGUGACAGAUCUCCUGAUUUUGAGGAAACAUGGAAUUUUCUGGACAGAAGAAUGUCUGACAUUGGUAUGCUUAUCAGUGCCAAAGAAACAGUAAGUAUCUUGUACUUCCAUGGAUAAAUGCUCGACUUUCAUAAUUAUUGGCAACUAUGAUCUAGGGCCACGUGCGAUAUAUGUGCAGGUGCAAUAUACAGUCAUGCUUAUCAGUUGGAAGGUAUGUCCAGGUGAAAAUCCACUUGACUUGCGUGAUCAUAAUUACAUAGGUUUUUUUUUGUCAUGUACAAAGAGCAAACAAAGAACAACAAAAGAAAUUUGAAUUCUUGCUUUUAGUGACCUAAAAUGGUUGCUUUACUGAACCAAAUAAUUUUUCGUAGCGUCACCUUGGAGACCAAAAGAAAAGGGCCUCUGGAUUUUGCGUUAUAAUAGUUACAUUUUGUUCUUCAUUUCAUGAUAUCCAAAUGGAGAAACUGUGCUCAUGCUAUGUAUUUACCACUCAUUUUCUAGUACAUGAUAGUUUAUUUUUUGGUUUUGGUUGUCUUUUCUAGUUGGAAAAAGCUGGAUCAGAUGCGACAGAGUUAUUGUCAGCAGCCUUUACUACAGUAAGUGUGAUGUUUUUAAGGCUACAAACAAUAUUAUUACAACCAGAAUUGCAUGGUCACAUGGACCUGGUCAGCCAUAGCCUACAAAUCUUGCUUUCUAGAGUUUCAGUGAAACCAUAUUUUUUCUAUAAUGGGCGACAUACAUGUACCGUGUUUGUCCAUUUUUGAUGUACACAUUUUCAGUUGGAGAGUAUUAGUGAAGGUGGAUUCUCUGUUUGAUUUCAAAACACAAAUUAUGGCUUUAAGCAUGCCAGAAGCUGGAGUUGUCAUAACAUCCAGAGUCUCUUGGGUUAUACAAACAUAUAACUGUUAACUAUUGGGUUUCAGUAUUUUAAGGAAGCUCAUGAGGAACGCACAAAUUUUGAAUCUUGUCUUACUUUAUACAAAUUAAUUUUCCCGGUUUUUCCAAUCUCUGACACAGGUCCUAGAUAGGCUUGGAAAUAUGGGAGGUGUGGACUCAGAGUUUUGGGUGUUUUGCUGGUUGUGCACUUACGGGUCUGGCCCGGCCAUCCCCAGUCUUCUUUUUAUAGGAUUGCACACAGAGAACAGAAUGCGAGUUGGUGACUGCGCCUCUCCCAUGAUAAAAUUAAUAUAUUGAUAGCAGACUGAGAGACAAUAGAGGAAGAGUUAGCUUACAGGGCCCGGUUGUUCAAACGUUGGAUAGUGCCAUCCACCAGGCCCCGGUUGUUGAAAAGACGGAUAGCACUAUCCAGUGGAUAAGUAUUAGGAAAACCAAUUGCGCUAUUCAGUGGAUAGAGAUUUAUGCGAUGGAUAGUGUUAUCCACCUUUUGAACAACUGGGGCCAGAUAAAUCGCUAUACAGUGGAUACCAGUAAGUACAUGUAUUAGGGAAAUCAAUUGCAUUAUCCACCCAGGAAAAAAUAACAGAUUCCCAUUUUUGGAUAUUUUAGGGUAUUUAAAGAAUACCCACAAAAAUCCCAAAUUUGGAAGAGUGAGACAAGUCCCAAUCAGGGAACUUGGUUGGGAAUUCCCUGGUUGAGACUUGUCUCACUUUGCCAAAUUUGGGAUUUUUAUGGGUAUUCUUUAAAUACCCUAAAAUAUCCAGAAAUGGGAAUCCGUUAUUUUUUCCUGUGCCACUGGAUAGAGAUUUAUCCAGUGGAUAGCUUUAUCGACCUUUCAAACAACUGGGUCCAGGUGCUUAGUAGUUUCCAAUCAGUGACUCAUAUUGGUACUUAAUGCUCUAUUUCAGGUGCGGAAUAUGAGUGGACUAAACAGCCGAAACAGAUAGAGACUGACUCCAAAUAAUAUUGUGCAGUAUACAUUAUUGUUGCUAGCAGUGCAAGUAAUGGUUAAAGAUAAGACUGUUUGUGAAUAGAAAAAUUUAUUUGAACAUGACCUGUAAAAAAAAAAAAAAAACUGCACCUGGCACAGUCACUUUGGUUUGUAGAUGUCAUGCAUAUAUAUAGUUGUCCUAUUCAUAAGAGUCUGGCCAAGGUUGUGAGUAGUCAUUCACAAUCCUGGUCAAGAGUUUGAAGCCGUAGACAUAGGGGGUAAGACUAAUUUCUGAAUCGGUUUGUCCUCAGGCUAAUUCUUGGUUUGGAUUAUUUUGGUAGUUUUAUUUCAGGCAAAAAAAAGAGAGAGAGAAAGCAAAAGCUCAGAUAGGGUGGCAGUUUAUUAAUACUGAUUAUCAUUAGAAAUAGCGGUAACAUUAUACAAGUAUGCAUAUAAAAGUGUAACUCCUGUUUAAAUUUCUUGCCCAUGUAUUAUUAUACAUAUGUUAAACUGGUAUUAAUAACUGAAGAUUCCAUUCUCUUUUGUCAUUACUAAUAAAGGCGAAACUAACACUAUAAUUUUGGCUCUAAUUUAUCUCACUGUACCAUUGAAGUACGUUGUGUGUACGGUAUGUGGGACAAAUUAAAAUAACUUUUGUAUAACUGAAUGUAAUUUUUUUUUUUAAUCCAGGUAAUUUUUAAUUUGCUGUGUUUCUUUUAAAACUCCGCUGGCCUUAUAAGAAAAAGGGAUUCUACUUACAUGUAUUUCUCUCUUUAUUUCUAUUCUUUUCACCAUGCAAGAAAGAAGAAUUCAUUCUCUUUCUACCGAGGUUUGAUGUCUUGAGCAUCUGAUCCAUAGUCCAUCGUGAUCAACUGGGCCACUUAACACGAUCGAGUUUUAAAAUUCCUCAUUUUUUAAAAAUUAUUCCUUAAAUUGUUCUUGAUUCAGUUCCAGACUUACACUUUAGAGAAUUCCUUUUUUUGUCGAACUGUCGGUGUUUAAUUGAGGCAGAAAAGAGAUUAAAAUAAACUAUAAAUGCCACUUUUAUUAAUUAUUGGCCACUGCAUUUUCAUGGGGGACUUGACACACUUCUCACAUCAAUGUGAUAAUCAAGAAUAAGGAGUUAGGAUUCAAAAAAGGAUAAUAAGCAUAUGCAUAUAUUAUAUAUUUGGUUUUCAUUUAUUUCAAUAUUAACCUUCUCUAUCAGAACAUUUAAGCUUAAUUUUAUGUAUGGGACUGUUAAAAAUAUUAACUUCUUUCUAUACGUCACCAUUAAUCAUUACUACAAUUAUAUAUUUCACAAUUAUCCUUAUAAUCAGUGUACUACAUUCAAAACUUUAAAUUUAAAUGUUAGAUAUAAACACGUUAUCCCAUGAUAGUAUUGUUGUUAUAAAUAGAAGCCUGUGUAUCAUGCAAUGUAUGUGCAAGAGAAAAAAGAUUUUCCCUUUUUUUCUGGUGUCCCUAGUGUGUGUUGUUUUCUAUAUACCGGCUUUAAAUAACACAUAGUUUUGUACUGAAAUGAUAUCUUUCCUCAGAAUUGUAUAGUUUCUUGCAAGCUGUAACAAUAAAUACUCUAUUUUUUUUCUUUUAACUAGAUAUUAAACUCUCUAUUAUUGAGCUAAAUAGUCACC